Molecule: messenger RNA, 615 nt
Organism: Mesocestoides corti
Lineage: Eukaryota; Metazoa; Platyhelminthes; Cestoda; Cyclophyllidea; Mesocestoididae
Source: the annotation of a GenBank genome assembly
AUGUCAUCUCCACCAUCCGGUCUGCCGUCCCGCUCCCAUCGAGAUUCUACUCGUAGCAAUUCAGAUAUUGAGGAUUACUUUACGGGGGCCAAACGACGCGUUCUGCUGUCUGUUGACUGCAGCGAAAGUAGCAGUCGUGCCUUCGAGUGGUAUUCCAACAACUUCGCCAAAGAGGGUGACGGCCUCCUCCUUGUUCACGUGGUAGAACCAGUCAGUACAGGCAUCAACUACGGCCUUGUAACAAAGCCUGCCCUCCUAACCGAGGACUUCAACAAACACCUCCAGGAAUUGGUUGACGAAGGACGAAAGUUGGGUAAAACAUAUCUCCAGAAGUGCAAAGGAACUGGAAUACAAGCAAGGUUCAUUCUUCACAUCGGCGCAAAGCCUGGCGAGCACAUCUGUCAUCUAGCAAAAGAAUUGCAGAUUGACUCGAUCGUCAUGGGGAGUCGUGGAAUAGGAAAGAUCCGCCGAACCCUCUUAGGUAGUGUCACAGAUUACGUCAUUCACCACGCUGGCAGACCGGUUGUAGUCAUUCCCCCACCAAAAAGAGAUACGGUCGACGCUCACGCAAACGAGGCCUCUGGUGAUACCCCACGUAAACAAUCUGCAGCAUAA